CGGCGCAAGCGCGCCAGGGCCGCGCCGGAGCGAGCCCCUCCUGCUCCCUGUCGGAGUCAAAAUGGCGACAGGGAGAGCCUGGAGCAGUCCCGGAGCCUAAGCCACUGACAGGAGCGGGGAGGACGGCGGCGGCGGCGGCGGCGGCGGCUGGAGGAGAAUGGCCGCGGGGGCUGGCGCCAGUGCGGACGGCGGCGCUGGGGGCGGCGGCGGCGGAGGCGACGGCAGCGGUCCCAGCAGCAGCCGCGGCGGGGGGAGCCUCCGAGAAAUGGAUGAAAAGAGGCUGCUGGAUCCAGGGUUGAAGGUUCGUAAAGGCCUCUGGAAUUACACUCUGAAGAACCAGCAGAUGGAAUGCCGGAGUGACUGAAGAAAAUGGGUGCUAAUGCAUCUAACUAUCCUCAUUCAUGCUCCCCACGGGUAGGGGGAAAUUCACAGGCCCAGCAGACUUUCAUAGGAACAUCAUCCUAUUCUCAGCAAGGCUAUGGUUGUGAAUCAAAGUUGUAUAGCCUUGACCAUGGCCAUGAGAAACCACAAGACAAAAAAAAGAGAACCUCUGGCCUUGCUACCCUCAAAAAGAAAUUUAUUAAACGCCGAAAAUCAAAUAGGUCGGCUGAUCACGCCAAGCAGAUGCGAGAACUCCUCUCUGGGUGGGAUGUGAGAGACGUCAAUGCACUAGUAGAAGAAUAUGAGGGAACUUCAGCCUUAAAGGAGCUUUCUCUGCAAGCCAGUUUGGCCAGACCAGAAGCCCGGACACUACAGAAGGAUAUGGCUGACCUUUAUGAGUAUAAGUACUGUACUGAUGUGGACUUAAUAUUUCAAGAAACUUGUUUUCCUGUUCAUCGUGCCAUUUUGGCAGCAAGGUGUCCAUUUUUUAAAACACUGCUUUCUUCCUCACCUGAGUAUGGGGCAGAGAUAAUAAUGGACAUCAGUACAGCUGGUAUUGAUAUGCCCAUGUUUUCUGCCUUGUUACACUACCUUUAUACGGGAGAAUUUGGAAUGGAGGACUCAAGGUUUCAGAAUGUCGAUAUCCUUGUUCAGCUUAGUGAAGAAUUUGGAACACCAAAUUCCCUUGAUGUAGAUAUGCGUGGACUCUUUGAUUACAUGUGUUAUUAUGAUGUCGUCCUUAGUUUUUCUUCAGACUCUGAACUAGUUGAAGCUUUUGGUGGAAAUCAGAACUGUUUAGAUGAAGAGCUCAAAGCCCACAAGGCUAUUAUUUCUGCACGGUCCCCAUUUUUCCGAAAUUUAUUACAAAGGAGGAUACGGACUGGUGAAGAAAUCACAGACCGAACUUUGAGAACUCCCACAAGAAUUAUAUUAGAUGAGUCCAUUAUACCAAAAAAAUAUGCAAAAGUGAUAUUACACUGUAUGUAUACCGACGUGGUGGACCUCUCUGUUUUGCACUGUAGCCCUUCUGUGGGGAGUCUCAGUGAAGUUCAGGCUCUCGUUGCAGGGAAGCCAAACAUGACCAGAGCAGAAGAAGCCAUGGAACUUUAUCACAUAGCACUGUUCUUGGAAUUUAACAUGCUUGCACAAGGCUGUGAGGAUAUCAUUGCUGAGAGCAUCUCAUUAGAUACCUUAAUUGCCAUCCUCAAGUGGAGCUCACAUCCAUAUGGCUCUAAGUGGGUGCACCGACAAGCUUUGCAUUUCCUUUGUGAGGAAUUAUCCCAGGUCAUGACUUCGGAUGUUUUUUAUGAACUCAGCAAAGACCAUCUGCUUACUGCUAUCCAGUCUGACUACCUACAGGCAAGUGAACAAGAUAUUCUUAAGUAUCUGAUUAAAUGGGGCGAGCAUCAGUUGAUGAAAAGAAUAGCAGACAGAGAGCCAAACUUACUGAGUGGUACUGCACAUAGUGUGAACAAAAGAGGUGUGAAAAGAAGAGACCUGGACAUAGAAGAACUUAGAGAGGUCCUUUCUUCUCUCUUGCCUUUUGUGCGGAUUGAACACAUCUUGCCUAUAAACAGUGAGGUCUUAAGUGAUGCUAUGAAAAGAGGCUUGAUCAGUACUCCCCCAUCAGACAUGCUCCCUACAACAGAAGGAGGAAAGUCAAAUGCCUGGUUACGUCAAAAGAAUGCUGGCAUAUAUGUUCGUCCUCGGCUGUUUUCUCCCUAUGUGGAAGAAGCGAAGUCAGUACUGGAUGAGAUGAUGGUGGAACAGACAGACCUGGUGCGACUACGAAUGGUUCGAAUGUCCAACGUCCCAGACACACUUUACAUGGUCAGCAAUGCCGUGCCCCAGUGCUGCCACAUGAUCAGCCACCAGCAGAUCAGCAGUAACCAGUCCAGCCCUCCAUCGGUUGUAGCCAAUGAGAUUCCAGUUCCCCGUCUCCUCAUUAUGAAAGACAUGGUGAGGCGCCUGCAGGAACUGCGGCACACGGAGCAGGUGCAGAGAGCCUAUGCACUCAACUGCGGGGAGGGCGCCACCGUCAGCUAUGAAAUCCAGAUCCGAGUGCUGAGAGAGUUUGGUCUUGCAGAUGCUGCUGCAGAGCUCUUGCAGAAUCCUCACAAGUUCUUUCCUGAUGAACGUUUUGGGGAUGAAAGUCCGCUCUUGACAAUGAGACAGCCUGGGAGAUGUCGUGUUAACAGUACCCCUGCAGCAGAAACCAUGUUUACAGACCUGGACUCUUUCGUGGCCUUCCAUCCACCUUUGCCCCCUCCUCCCCCUCCAUACCACCCUCCAGCUACUCCAAUCCAUAACCAGCUCAAGACAGGCUGGAAACCACGGCCUCCCAGUCAUCACCCUUCUCGUUCAUUUUCUUACCCCUGUAAUCAUUCCCUGUUUCACUCCAGAACAGCUCCUAAACCUGGCCCUCCCCCAGUCUAUUUGCCAGGUGUUAAAGUAGCCCCUCCUGAUUGUACCAACACCACAGGCCUGGGAAGACAGACGGUUGCUGCUGCUGCUGCAGCUGCUGCCGCCUCAGCAGCAAUAAUAUCUGAGAAGCAAGUGUGUACACAGCCUGUGCUGAAUGAUCUGAUGCCAGAUAUCGCAAUGGGGGUGUCCACACUGUCACUCAAGGACAGGAGGCUCCCAGAGCUUGCAGCAGACACAGAAUUAUGCCAGCCAGUUUCUGAAGCAGGACCAGGGCCUCCCCAGCAUCUCUCAUGUAUUCCACAGAGACAUACACACACGUCUCGAAAAAAACACACACUAGAGCAGAAAGCAGAUGGUAGAGAAAAUCAGCAGGAAUACCCAGAUCUCUAUGACUUCUCCAAUGCUGCUUGCAGACCUUCCACCCCUGCUCCAGGCAGACGCACUCCUUCCCCUUCACACGGUAGAUAUUUGGGUCCAGACUUGUACAGCCACAAUAAGGCAUCACCAAAUGGCUUAAAGUCAGCUUACCUACCUGGUCAGACCUCUCCUAAAAAACAGGAAGACGCUAGGAGAGAAUAUCCACUUUCUCCUGAUGGACAUCUCCACAAGCAGAAGAGUGAGCCAAUUCGCCUGGAUGUUGUUGAGCAGCCUCCCCAGAGGUCAGACUUUCCUUCGGCAGCCUCAGAAAAUGCUGGCAAUGGUCCAGCUCAUGUCAGGGCACGAACUGCAGUAGAAACUGACUUGACUUUUGGGCUGACACCUAACAGACCUCCUUCCCAUUCUGCAUGUAGCUCUGAAGCUCUAGAAGAGCGAUCCAGUAGAAGACUGACAGACAGUGAGUCCCUGAGCCACGGAGCUCAGAGAAACACAGAUCUGGAAAGGGAUGAUUCCAUAAGCAGAGGAAGGAGGUCACCAAGCAAGCCAGACUUCCUCUACAAAAAGUCUGCCCUCUGAAAACAGCUUCGAGUCUGUGCCUGAGAUGUGAAACAUUCUGUUUUAUGAUGUAACCCAACAACUUACUGACCAGUUUAUUGAUGCCA
Messenger RNA from Peromyscus eremicus (cactus mouse), 3845 nucleotides. RefSeq names its product BTB domain containing 7 (gene Btbd7). NCBI's taxonomy places the organism in Eukaryota, Metazoa, Chordata, Mammalia, Rodentia, Cricetidae. Bases 370 to 3759 code for a protein of 1129 amino acids. The transcript has 11 exons. Gene Ontology annotation, molecular function: protein binding. The record is from RefSeq and is a predicted model, not a curated record. Gene Ontology annotation, biological process: regulation of branching involved in salivary gland morphogenesis; morphogenesis of a branching epithelium.